AUGACGAUGGGUGCCACCAGGAGCCAGGCCCAGACAGCCUCGAAUCUGGCAGAGCAGAUCCUGGCCGACUUCCAGCUGCAGGAGGCUGACUUGAAGAAGGUGAUGCGGCGGAUGCAGAAGGAGAUGGCGCGGGGCCUGCGGCUGGAGACCCACGAGGAGGCCAGCGUGAAGAUGCUGCCCACCUACGUGCGCUCCACCCCAGAGGGCUCAGAAGUCGGGGACUUCCUCUCCCUGGACCUGGGCGGCACCAACUUCAGGGUGAUGCUGGUGAAGGUGGGGGAGGGCGAGGAGGGGCAGUGGAGUGUGACAACCAAACACCAGAUGUACUCCAUCCCCGAGGAUGCCAUGACCGGCACUGCUGAGAUGCUCUUUGACUACAUCUCUGAGUGCAUCUCUGACUUCCUGGACAAGCAUCAGAUGAAGCACAAGAAACUGCCCUUGGGCUUCACCUUCUCCUUCCCCGUGAGGCAUGAAGACAUCGACAAGGGCAUCCUCCUCAAUUGGACCAAGGGCUUCAAGGCCUCUGGAGCAGAAGGGAACAACAUCGUGGGGCUCCUCCGUGACGCCAUCAAACGGAGAGGGGACUUUGAAAUGGACGUGGUAGCAAUGGUGAACGACACAGUGGCCACAAUGAUCUCCUGCUACUAUGAAGACCGCCGGUGUGAGGUUGGCAUGAUUGUGGGCACAGGCUGUAAUGCUUGCUACAUGGAGGAGAUGCAGAACGUGGAGCUCGUGGAAGGGGACGAGGGCCGCAUGUGCGUCAACACUGAGUGGGGCGCCUUUGGGGACUCCGGUGAGCUGGACGAGUUCCUGCUGGAGUACGACCGCGUGGUGGACGAGAACUCCCUGAACCCCGGCCAGCAGCUGUACGAGAAGCUCAUCGGCGGCAAGUACAUGGGCGAGCUGGUGCGGCUCGUGCUGCUAAAACUCGUGGACGAAAACCUGCUUUUCCGCGGGGAGGCGUCGGAACAGCUGCGCACGCGCGGCGCCUUCGAGACGCGCUUCGUGUCGCAGGUGGAGAGCGACUCAGGCGACCGCAAGCAGAUCUACAACAUCCUGAGCACGCUGGGGCUGAGGCCCUCGGCCACCGACUGCGACAUCGUGCGCCGCGCCUGCGAGAGCGUGUCCACGCGCGCCGCGCACAUGUGCGCCGCGGGGCUGGCGGGCGUCAUUAACCGCAUGCGCGAGAGCCGCAGCGAGGACGUGAUGCGCAUCACCGUGGGCGUGGACGGCUCCGUGUACAAGCUGCACCCCAGCUUCAAGGAGAGGUUCCACGCCAGCGUGCGCAGGCUGACGCCCAGCUGCGAGAUCACCUUCAUCGAGUCGGAGGAGGGCAGUGGCCGGGGUGCGGCCCUGAUCUCGGCGGUGGCCUGCAAGAAGGCCUGCAUGCUGGGCCAGUGA
Messenger RNA from Callorhinus ursinus (northern fur seal), 1401 nucleotides. It is a transcript of the gene GCK, whose product is annotated as glucokinase. The record is from RefSeq and is a predicted model, not a curated record. Gene Ontology annotation, molecular function: fructokinase activity; ATP binding; mannokinase activity. Gene Ontology annotation, biological process: glycolytic process; glucose metabolic process; carbohydrate phosphorylation. NCBI's taxonomy places the organism in Eukaryota, Metazoa, Chordata, Mammalia, Carnivora, Otariidae. Gene Ontology annotation, cellular component: cytosol; mitochondrion.